AUGUUCUAUAAGAGCAGCGUGACGGCCGACGACUCCUACGAUGUGUUUGUCUUCGGUGGUCCUGUCAAUUUCCGUGGUUACUUCCCCAACUACAGCAUCAAUGCCACCAGCGAGCAUGACUGGUUUACCUGGGCUAUUUUGAAGGGCCAUCCCCGUAACUCCGCGGGCAGCGUCACUCUCCGGUCUGCUGAUCCGCUUGAUAUGCCCGAUAUCGUGUUCAACUACUUCGACACUGGUGUGGGUGACUAUGAUGCUGAUUUGCAGGCGCUGUAUGAGGCGGUUGAGCUGAGUCGCGAUGCGUUUGAUCGUCAGCUCGUGGAUGUCACCGAGGUACUCCCCGGUGCUGAUGUGAAGACCAAGGAGGAUAUCCAGCAGUAUGCGAAGGAUACAGCUUGGGGACACCAUGCCUCUUGUACGUGCCCUAUUGGCGCGGACGAUGAUCCCAUGGCGGUCUUGGACGCAAAAUUCCGGGUCCGUGGUGUCAGUGGGCUUCGAGUGGUGGAUGCUUCGGUGUACCCCAAGAUUCCCGGCACCUUUACCGCUGUUUCGACUUAUAUUGUCGCCGAGAAGGCAGCUGAUGAGAUUCUGUCUGAGUUGAACUAG
This is a messenger RNA of Aspergillus nomiae NRRL 13137, 603 nucleotides long. RefSeq names its product choline dehydrogenase family protein. Bases 1 to 603 code for a protein of 200 amino acids. NCBI's taxonomy places the organism in Eukaryota, Fungi, Ascomycota, Eurotiomycetes, Eurotiales, Aspergillaceae. The transcript has a single exon. Gene Ontology annotation, molecular function: oxidoreductase activity, acting on CH-OH group of donors; flavin adenine dinucleotide binding. The record is from RefSeq and is a predicted model, not a curated record.